Messenger RNA from Eruca vesicaria subsp. sativa (arugula), 237 nucleotides. Lineage: Eukaryota; Viridiplantae; Streptophyta; Magnoliopsida; Brassicales; Brassicaceae. The record is from the annotation of a GenBank genome assembly.
AUGGAUGUAUACGGUCCCGGGGUUGGAGGGUUGGUGACAACAAUCUCCAGUUUCUCUGUCCCGAAUGACGGCACCGCCUGUCUAUGGACUCCUUCUCGUGCUGUCGGUGAGGUCUUGCCCGUUGCUUCAAGGUUUGAGCCGCCUUUCUCUCUGGAGCUCGCGGCAACCGGGAGGUCUCAUUCCGCUCACACCUCUCCCUUGGGCAUUAACGCUACGCUAACUCCAGUUCACCUCUAG